This is a messenger RNA of Adelges cooleyi (spruce gall adelgid), 681 nucleotides long. RefSeq lists its product as uncharacterized. NCBI's taxonomy places the organism in Eukaryota, Metazoa, Arthropoda, Insecta, Hemiptera, Adelgidae. The record is from RefSeq and is a predicted model, not a curated record. The coding region runs from base 5 to 655 and encodes 216 amino acids. The transcript has 7 exons.
AACAAUGUUCUUUAUAAAAAUGGAAGUAAAGUACAUCAUAUCAAUGUGUUUAAUAUUUUCUAUUGCGGCGGUAAAAUUACUCGAUGACGAGGAAAUAAAAGAUCUAUGGGAUAAUUUAAGAGAAAAAUACAAUGGAUUGACGUUCGAACAAUUUGAGUUAAUCGCGAAGAAUGGCCUCGUACCAAGUUUGAAAUCAGAUGAAAUCGAUAAUCUAUGGAAAAGCAUAAAAUCUGAAGAUAGAGAAUAUAUUACAUUCCGCGACAUAGGUCAAUAUUAUGAAAAUGAUGACAUAAAAGAACUCUUGGAAGUAUUACAAGAAAUCGUCCCCGAAAGAAUAACUGAUCCUACAUCAGGUAGAACAGAACACACAUUUGACAAGGGAACGUUUACAAAGGCCGUGAAUCUAGGCCUCAUACCAAGAUGCCCUGGGAUGCAUGAAAUAUUUAAAAAAAUAAUCCAAGAUGAUGUCAGAGAUUAUAUAAACAUGAAUGAUUUGAAAGCAUACUACACAAAGUAUACUGAGUUUCAUCUAAUACCGAUUAUGAAUCAGUACGGAGAACCUAAAGGUAAUGGACAAAAAUUAUACUUUGGUGCCUUUAGCAGAGCCGUGAACCUUGCUUAUUUUCCAAGUCCCAAAGCCCCGAUUAGCGAAUGACCAUCAGUAGAUCACCGAUAAGAUGC